CCUCAUCAAUCUCUUCUCUAAUCGGUCCUAUGUACGUACGGGUAGCCUUGGUGAGUUAAAUGUCUUCAAAGUAAGUUUAUAUGUUUGCUUCUUACAUAAACACAAGAGCAAUUGAUGGUCAGGAGAAGUUCAUGUGCUGCCCUGCACUUUUCCCCAUGGAACAGAAUCAUCGAGUACCUUAGACCGACCACCUUCCAGUGACUUCUACCAGUCAAAAUCUUUGAUACGAUAAUGAUAAACUUAAUGACCAAACAUGUUUCACGCGGGCGGCUCGGCAUUUGUUGGAAAAGUUUACUUGAAUGUUACUUCGAGGAUUCACAGCCUUAAGAUCCCCUAAGUUAUUAGCCCAUAGCUUUAUGAAAGGUCUGCCCAAGAUUUCAACAAUCGCGUCACAGUAUCUCGAGUGUAUAUUCAAAGACCCGGUAAAGAUAUCGCUAAGAGAGAAGAGUAAGGUUACUACCUAGGUCAUACUGUCGUCGCUUUGGAGGGGUUCGUUACUACUAUUCUCUCUAAAGUCAAGGGAGAGCUUGCGAAUCCACGAAACUCAAAAACUUAGAAAAUCUGUGAACAGAUAUUAAAACUCCAUAUCACAUUGGAGCUCUUGAAUCUGAACAUCUUUCGACACGAUACGGUGCAAAGCAAGUCUAGUAAUACAUACACUGCACAAAUCUAGUCACCGUUUGUUUGUCCUUCCAACGUUGUCGGAUAAGAUAGCCAGAAUCCCAGUGAUCAUCACCACUACAAUAGAUCCCGCUGCGCCACUUCUCUCCAACCUUCUUCGUUUAUUCCGUUGCAGCAUCCCCACUUCACCUGGAAUAACAAUAACCUUAGCAAGUGUCCCAUCUACCAACAGCAUACAAAAAGGAUACGAAAAAGAAACAACGACAGACGAGGUAUUCCUCUAGAGCUUCACGAUUACGAUGGUUGAUACUGGUGUGGUCAGGAGGAAGGAUACUACAAAAGGUCCUCCUUUACGUAUAUUAUCUCUAGAUGGAGGUGGUGUACGAGGAUAUUCUAUGCUCAUAAUUAUUCAAGAGCUCAUGCAUAGAACCUAUGUCGAAAUCGAAGGAAAAGCGCCCCGACGAGAUCAAAUUCCAAAACCUGCCGACCAUUUCGAUUUAAUAUGUGGUACGGGAACAGGCGGUUUAAUCGCGAUUAUGCUUGGCAGGUUGCGAUUAGAUUUGGAGACUUGUAAAGAAGUUUAUGUACGAAUGACUAGGAAAGUUUUCGAAACGGACAAAACAAUUGCGGGCAUACCAUAUCGAUCGACUUUAUUCAAGGCUUCAAAGUUGGAGGAAGCGAUCAAGGAAUGUGUUCGAGAACAUACAUUAUUUGAGAAGGAAGGAAAUGAUGGGGAUAAGUCCGCGCCAGCAUCCGCCUUUCCCGGAAGUCCGAUUAGUCCUUUCAGCCCGGCAGCGAGGUCAGAACCAAGACGACAUUCAAGCAAUGCUAGUGUCGCAAGUUUCAGUAAUAGAAAUCCCGCGAGCUACCAAAAUAAACCUUACAUGUCAUCGAGGUGGGGAAAUCCUAACGCCAGAUUAUAUGACAAUCGCCCAGAAAGGACCAAGACGGCUGUGACGGCAAUCUAUAAAGGUACACGUAAAGGCGGCGCGCCGGCCAUACUAAGGUCUUACGAUUCACGAAAAGAGCCAUCACCCGAAUAUGAUUGUAAGAUUUGGGAAGCAGGAAGAGCAACAUCAGCCACAGGACUCGCAUUCAAACCUAUUCAAAUCGGACAAUCAGUGUUUAUAGACGAAGGAGCUGGUCAAUAUAAUCCUGCGCCAUUUGCUCUCGAUGAAGCUACAGUCAAUGAAUGGCCCGGGCGAGAUGUUGGUGUGUUUGUCAGCAUAGGAACAGGAAAAAGACCACCAGGAAGCGAUCAAAAUCAACAUAUGUGGUAUGAAGGUUUCUUGGGCGAAUUCGCAGAUGCAAAAAGACGAUUGAUAGCCAAAAUCGAGGGAUGUGAAAUCACACAUCAAUACAUGAAGGAAGAACAUCUAAGCAAACGAGGUGUCAAUAUUGAAAAUUAUUAUCGACUAAAUGUGGAGAUCGGUGUAGGAGAAUUUGGUAUGAAUGAGUGGAACCGUCUCGCAGAUAUCAGUACCGGUACGCGAAGAUAUCUCGGCAAAAGUGAUGUUCAGAAAAUGAAUAUCGAAGCAGCUGUGAAGUUGUCAAAAAUUCACAGAGCAAUUCAAAGAGCUAAUGGUCACAUGAGGGUACCAUCGAUGGGUAACAGGGGAGAAAGCUACAAGAAUUUACCCGAUGUUCCAGAAGCUAAUCCAUUGGCUGUGGAACUCCCAGCUGAAGUCCCUCCCUUGACGCCUCUUUCCGGCAAUGCAGCAUGGACACCAUCCCCGAGACCAAGUUACGAAUCCGGACAUCAUGAUAGUCUCGAAGUUGCUCCUCUUGGUUCUAUCAAAAAUGAUCCUUUUUCGCCAAUCUCGUCUCCAGAUCAUUCCUCACCACAUUCAUCUCCUUUGAAUCACCCAAUAGAUCAUGGCGACAGAUUGACAGUCAGUUCUCCAACGCCAUCACAAUAUCGAACAGCGUCUGGAUCUGAUAAAAUUGCAAUCAUGAGCUUGGAUGAAUAUCCUAGACCAGAUGUAAGAAUCUCGGAUCCGCCGCCAAGGAACCCAAGGAGAGUUUCAGGUCCACCGCCAGUACCACCAAAGACACCGAUUAAUGGGGAGAGGCCUGGAAAUGCCAUGCAAAGAAGACCUAUUGGAAAUGGAACGGGCAUUGUAGCGCCUUAUCCUUUGGAAGAUGGACCACCGCCAGUUGUUAAUAUGGCGAGGAAACCUAAUUACGGAAGAUAGAGAAUUCAGGCGGAGUGUGAUCAUGUGAAUUGAUGGACUUGAUGAUACAGGUGAAGAUGAUGAAUUGGAAAGGAAACCGGCGUUCGGCACGAGGACACAGGAAUGAGCAAGCUAUUGAUUUAUUAUGGAUUAUGAUGGAGUUCGGAAUCAACCGAUUGGUUGCUGCGAUACCUUUUUGUUUUUUAUGCUUCUAUGGGGAUGACUGGAAUGAAAUCGGAUGAAUGGGGGGUUACCAUACCGAUGAAAUAGAUGCGAGUGGAUUGGAGUGAUACGUCCUCCUGCAUGGAAAUAUUUUUGAUAUACAAGUAAAUAGUUUGUUUUUUUCUUUAAGAUUUAAAGUUUAUUUAUAAUUCGAAUUUAUGAAUUUUUCUUGCCGA
This is a messenger RNA of Botrytis porri, 3193 nucleotides long. RefSeq lists its product as uncharacterized. Bases 921 to 2816 code for a protein of 631 amino acids. Gene Ontology annotation, cellular component: membrane. Gene Ontology annotation, biological process: arachidonate metabolic process. The record is from RefSeq and is a predicted model, not a curated record. The transcript is spliced from 3 exons. NCBI's taxonomy places the organism in Eukaryota, Fungi, Ascomycota, Leotiomycetes, Helotiales, Sclerotiniaceae.